Messenger RNA from Mollisia scopiformis, 2065 nucleotides. RefSeq lists its product as uncharacterized. Gene Ontology annotation, molecular function: DNA-binding transcription factor activity, RNA polymerase II-specific; RNA polymerase II cis-regulatory region sequence-specific DNA binding. NCBI's taxonomy places the organism in Eukaryota, Fungi, Ascomycota, Leotiomycetes, Helotiales, Mollisiaceae. The transcript has 3 exons. Bases 1 to 2046 code for a protein of 681 amino acids. Gene Ontology annotation, biological process: anatomical structure morphogenesis; negative regulation of transcription by RNA polymerase II; cell differentiation. The record is from RefSeq and is a predicted model, not a curated record.
AUGUCAGUGUCGACCGAACUGAGCCAUUCGAUCUUGCACAAUCCACGUUCGCCGGUGAGCAUUUCUACAGAUUCAAGUCGACGAGGUUCCCUGAAGCAGGUUCUUCCAGAGAAAUACUCCGAACCACCGACACCAAACUCUCCUCAACACCGCUUGACACGCAAAAGGGCGGCAUCUUUGGACCUCGACAUUGCGAAUGAGCCGCGUAUUGGGGACUUGGCUCUCCAGACUGCACGACCGGCCCAACAUCUAACAUCAGACUUGACGAAGGAGCAAGUCUGCCUUUGUCAACCUGAUCCCAAAAUACCAAGACCUCGAAACGCUUUUAUUCUUUACAGGCAGCAUUACCAGGCGCAGGUCGUCACCCAACACCCUGGACUUGCAAAUCCUGAGAUCUCUAAAAUUAUUGGUGAACAGUGGAGAGAACAAGCACCAGAAAUCAAGAACGAUUGGAAAAGACUAGCUGAAGAAGAGAAACAACGCCAUCAACGACAAUACCCAGGCUAUCGAUACCAACCUCGACGAGCAGGCAAGACAAACGGCUUACGACCUGCCUCAGCAGCAACAUCGGAAGACCCUAUCCGCUGUCCGAAGUGUGGUGGACGAUACAUAUCUACACCGGGUACACCGUUAACGCCAUUCACACCAGCUUUUGGAGCUCUUCGACCUGUACCUCCUUUCACACCAUCUCAAACAGACCAGUUCGAGAGACCUCGGCAGCCAGAUCAAAUGCAACCCGCAAGAAUGGACACUCCUCGACACGCUCCUCCCUUUCAACAACAGCAGAUGCUUCGUCGAGGUCAAUACGGCGCUCCCCAGCAGCUUCAGACACAUCGUGAAAGGGAAGAGGAAAUGGACCUGCUCAGCCCUUCUCCUGGACAAAAACGUCGCAGAUUUAACGAGGAAAAUAAUCGAGGCUAUGCUGCCAACUCGCCUGUAUAUCAAUCUCCCCAAACAUUUGCACGCAACGCUCCACCCAUGUCAGCUGGCUAUAGACAGCAGCUGCCAGGUCCUGGCAUGAUAGUCAAACCUGGAUCGAUGGGUCCUCCACCCGCACAGUAUUCUCCAGUUGUUCAACACCCAAGACAACAGUACCCUCAACGUCAAAGUGUUAUUGACGAGUCCCUUCGGUUACCUCCUAUCCAAACUCAAAUCGGUAAUGGUGCAUCUCCUGCCCUGCGAUCAGAUCCAAGGGCAGAAAGUCGUCAGUCCCAAGCAAAGAGUAUUGAAGCCAUGGUCAUGACCAUCCCAUACGUCAACAAGAUCAAAGUCCUCACUAAAAUAUCCCCGCCCCUUUCACCGCCUGGUCCAGGUAGUCCUGCCCAAGAAGUUCGCGGUGCUGUUAUUGCUGUCGAAGGUGGUGAUAAAGAACUGCUAUGUGAAAUUGGAUCUUUCAUCAAUGAAUACCUGAGCAAGGAUCCUUCCUUUGCCGUCAAAGUAUGGGGCACCGAAGCAUCUCCCUGUCCUUUCAAACCAACAGCUACUCCAACGACCGAUACCGCCAUGGCAGAUUCCUCGAACCCCCUCGCUGUACCAGAACCCGCAGAGACGACAGAUGACACCGACAGCUUUGUCGAGUAUCUAUCUAUCAUCUCCCAAUGGCACAAGAAAUCCGACGAGAUCUCCAAAUACAUCACCACCGCCCCACCCUCUCCCCCAACCGACACCGACAUCGACACGACACCUGCGGCUCCCAGGCCUAAAAUCCUCCCAGUAGCACUUGUUCCCAACGGCUUCUCGCUCACGACCUCAGACACAUACGCGCUCCGCAUCCCCAUCAACGACUCCUACGCCCCGGUCGACCAUUGGCAAUGGAUGGCUACACUGUGGCGCGGUAUCGUGGGUCCGGAUCUCACGAUCUACGUUACGAGAGUUGGGCCUGAUGAGAUGAAUCGGUUGGGUGGGGUGGAGAUUAGGAGUGAUUGUGGAGCGAUUGUGGUGAGGAUUGCGGAGACGGGGAAGAUGGAUGAGAAGACGGCGAGGAGGUUGGGGUUUGAGGUUGUGGAGAUUGUGAGGAAUAUUGAGACGGGGUUUGGUCGUAGUUGAUUGUGAUAGAGAAGUAGGG